AAACGAAUGACGGCUCACUACACCACGCGAAGACGAAUAACGGCUCACUUGACCGCAGUUAUUAACUGUACCAGUGCUGCUGCUGUUAUUACAAGGAAAGUAGUAGGAGGAGAUGAUCUUUGCUGGGAGGUUCCAGGAGGUGCCAGUUUCGGUUUUUUUCGUUUUUUUCUUUCUUUCCUGGAUCAGAAAAUAUAUGACGCCAGCAGUCAUUAGAGCCUCCGGCUGCUCUUGCUUCACCGGACACUGAGCUCAGAGUUAAUUUGUUAGAUAUGUUAGUUGUUUGUUUGUCUCCCAAAUAAACAGGGAUGUUGAAGUAAGGCUUCAAAUGAACCAGGAACGCUGCUGUUGAACGGUGGGUGCCUGCAUGGAUACACCCUGUAGUUUUAAUCUUUUCUUACUUUAAGUUGUUACGUUGGGUUUUCUACUCAACAGCAGGUUGCAUUCAGUUGUCUUUUGUCGACUAAACGUUGUGUUAUUCUGGCAGAGAGGAUGUUUUUAUCAGUCUGUUUUUCCUGUAGUUUGUACAGUAGGUAGGGCUUAAAGUUCAGACUACAUAUGUGAGAAGAAAACUAGGUAAAAAACCUGAUUGGCUGGACACAUUGUCUACUUUUGAGGGGUUUAUUUUCCUAUUGACUGAAGUGGACACUGGGUUAGUAGAUUUAUUUUUUCCUCCUGGAUGUGAAACCCUGAGCCAUGCUGCUGCUGCUGCUGCUGCUCUGUCUACAAACAUCUCUGCAAGAACAGACUCCUCCUCCAGGUCGCUGUGAUAUUUCACAGAGGAUGGACGUUUACACCUCCUGCACCUCCUGUGCCGCUGUCACCACCAGCAGUUGCCCCCAUGGUUUCAGCAGUGUGGGCACCACCAACUGCAGUUAUGUGGUGCAGAUCGGCGGCAGGGAGAUAGGGCUGAAUGGAUGUCAGCGCAGCUGUGUGAAGGGGUUCAUGGAGCCAGUUUGCUGCCCACAGCACUGGGGCCCGCUGUGUCUCCCAUGUCCCAGCUGGUCAGGGAAAACCUGUAACUUCCAUGGAACCUGUCAGGAUGGAGGCACCGGCAAUGGGACCUGUAUCUGUGACGAUGGCUUCUCCGGCUUUGCAUGUCAGGAGUGUAAGAAUCCGAAUGCUUUUGGAGACAAGUGUGAUAAAGAGUGUGAUUGUCUGCAUGGAGUGUGUAAUAAAGGUCCAGAGGGCGAUGGACAGUGUUUGUGUCAGCCACCGUACAGUGGAAAGAACUGUGACCAAGUGAGCACUAGGUGCAGUAACUGUCAGCCCUACUCCUACUGCGAAGGAGAAGGAGACAGCGCCAACUGCGAAUGUUUGCCCGGACACAGGAAGACGCCACAGGGCAAAUGCGGAAGCAUUUGUUCAGCAAGGGAUUGUGACAUCAAUGCCCAGUGCUCCUCACAGGGUUCAAAGGUCAACUGUGUGUGUAAGCCUGAUUACCAGGGUGAUGGCAGGAUCUGCAUACCCAAAAACCCUUGUUCUGAGAACAAUGGAGGGUGUCCCAUCAACUCCACCAUUUGUGUCUUCAAAGGACCCAAUAAGUCCAGCUGUGACUGUAUGUUUGGCAUGUCCCCUAUUGGUGGCAAUCCUGAAUCUGGCUGUGAACUGGUUUCUGCUUGUGCAGCAGACACUUGUGACCCCACGGCUACCUGCAGGAGUGGAGUAGAUGGACAUCCCAGGUGUGAGUGUGAGACAGGUGAGAUCGGUGACGGCCGGCGUUGCUACGGUAACCUGAUGGCACGACUUAAAGAGCUUGGCAGGAGUGGAAGCCAAAGAGAAAAUCUGACGGAAGCUGUUGUGCUGUUUGAGAGAGGCUGUCCACUGCUGCUGAGUCACAAUGGACCUUUCACAGCUUUCAUCCCCCUAAUGAAAACACCUUUAACUGGUGUGAACGAGGAGCUGGUUUGUAAAAGUCACCUGAUCCUGGGUCAGCAUCUCUACAAGGAUCUGGAGGGACAAGACAUUAACAUGUAUGGAGGAGCCAAGUGGAGGAGCAAAGGCAACAAGAAGUUCAUCCUGAUUGAUAAUCCCAGCAGACUGUACACUGUUGUCCAAGAAGACCUGCCAGCAGCAAAUGGGAUCAUCCAUAUCAUCGACCAGCCAAUCACAAACACUCUUUCUGAUACGAGUUCUUAUGAUUACCAGUUUGCUGAUAAAACAAUUGGAGAAAUUCUGACAAAGAAUGGAAAAUAUAACCGCUUCCUGUCCCUGGUUGAUAACUGUGGGUCACCCCCUCCUCUCAGAGGUCCUGGACCCCUGACUGUGUUUGUUCCCACCAAUGAAGCCGUGGACCGAUCCAGAGACGGCAGCAUCCUUUAUAUGCUCAAUGAUGCCAAACAUAAACUUCAGGAACUCCUCAGGCACCAUGUUUUUUCACAGACUAUGCUUACCGUUGACGAUUUGGCUGCACUUCCUAAGAUUGUGACAAUGGCUAAUCAGAUCAUCACUAUUACUGUGUCUGAUGAUGGUCAGAUCCUGUUGGGGGAAAAGGGCAUCCAUCUAGUGACCACCAACAUUAUGGCAUCCAAUGGGAUAAUUCAUAUGAUUGACGGGCUGCUGUACCCGCCAUCCAUCCUCCCCGUCCUGCCUCAUCGAUGUGACAUCAUUGAGAGCAGAAUUAUUAUGGGUCCCUGUAUUCACUGCAGUUACCUCUAUGAGACCCAAUGUCCAGAAGGCAGCACUAAAAUGGCAAGUCACCAAAUUGGCUGUGAUUACGUCGCAUCUCCUCUGAAUCCAACACUUCAAAAAGGCUGUGCCUUACACUGUAACACCACCAAGCAGACUGCAGAGUGUUGUAAAGGAUUUUUUGGCCCAGACUGUAAACCCUGUAUUGGAGGAUUUCAAAAUCCCUGCUACGACAAAGGAACGUGCUUUGAUGGUAUCCAAGGCAAUGGUUCAUGCAGCUGUCAAUCAAAUUUCAAAGGUAUCGCCUGCCACAUCUGUUCAGAUCCAAGCAAGUAUGGAGAGAACUGUGACGAAGAGUGUCGGUGUGUCCAUGGUGUGUGUGAUAACCGCCCUGGCUCUAGUGGUGUGUGUCGCAGAGGAUCUUGUCUAGAGGGAUACUCUGGAGAGAACUGUGACAAGACGGCCACACCCUGCAACUCUGAUGGUCUGCAGGAACACUGUCACAUCCAUGCAUACUGUACACACACAGGACUACAUACCACGUGUGUUUGUCGGGAUGGAUAUGAUGGUAAUGGUCACUCCUGUUCACCGAUCAACCCUUGCCUGAAAAGCAACCGAGGAGGCUGCGACACCAACGCAGAGUGUGUGUAUGUGGGUCCAGGCAAUGUUUCGUGUAUAUGUAUCGAGGGAUGGACAGGUGACGGCAAAGUAUGUGUUGAGAUUAACAACUGUCAGUUGGAGAGUCGAGGAGGCUGCAGCCCCAACGCUCAGUGUACUCACAUCGGACCCGGACAGAGUGAGUGUGUCUGUAAAACAGGUUACAUGGGAAAUGGUAUUUUGUGUGACCUGAUCAAUCCCUGCCUGGAAAACAGAGGAGACUGCAGCCCCAAUGCUGACUGUAACAACAUAGCACUCGGACAGAGUCGGUGUGUCUGUAAAACAGGAUACAAAGGAGAUGGGACUGUGUGUGAGCCGGUCAACCCCUGCAUUAAAAACAACUGCCAUGAACUGGCAAAGUGUGAGACAACAAGAUGUGUCUGUCCUGAUGGCUAUGGAGGAAAUGGAACCAUCUGCUAUGGAUCAUUACUGGAGGAAAUGGACAUGAACAAAAAAGUGAUCAUUUUCUCCUUACUGAGUCAGCAUAGUGAUCUCUCUGUGGACCUGAAUGGGAACCUGACAUUGUUGGCUCCAUCAAACCGUGCUAUGAGGAGCAUGAGUCCAGAUCAGACUUUGUUUUGGACCAGCCGACACCAUCUGCCUCACUUCCUGCGGGCUCACAUUUUACGGGGGAUUUACUCUGGAGAGGAUCUGGCCACACUGGCGGGCAGCAGGCUGCCCACCCUCAAUCCACUCACCUAUCUGGAGAUCAGGAACAGCAGUGGGGUGAUCCACAUUGGAAAUGCUUCCAUUGACAUACACAACCUACCGGCAACCAAUGGCUAUAUUCAUAUCAUAGACCAGAUUCUGGCCCCACCUGUCUCUGUCCUCCCCCCUGAGCCGCCCACACUGAUGGCCUUUCUGAACUCCUCUUCCAACUUCAUUCUCUUCAGAGAGUACGCUCUGAUGUACAACCUGUCACAGAAUGUGGGUCCGGUUGAUUUUACCCUGUUGUUACCAACAGACAACGCCAUCAGGCAGCACCUCAACAGGACUAACUCCCCCAUCCUGGAAUCUGAUGUGUUCAAGUACCAUGUGAUUCCAAAUGAGCUGAUUUUUCUCGACCACCUGUCAGAUGGCACAUUAAAAAGCACUCUGCUGGGCAAAGAUUAUCAGGUCCAGUUCCACUUUAACGAAAAGAAUCAGACAGUUGUGAACGACGUUCCUCUUGAAGGCAGUUUUACUGAGACACAGUAUGGUGUCCUCAUAGUCCUCAAUCAGGUCCUUAGACCUCGCCGCAACAGAUGCAGUAGACUGGUGACAUUGCAGGCCAAUGGACUUUGUACUGACUGCGAUGGACCACCUCAGUGUUUAUAUUCAAAGAACAAACCAAUCAAAAAUACAUUUCCAACCAACAUGCGGCCCAACUGUAAAUACAGGAAGAGGGUUGGUUUGAGAAGAAAGAUGGUUGAAGGAUGCACCAUCACAUGUCUUCAGAUUACCACGGAUCAAUCCUGUUGCCCAGGUUACUUUGGCCACGAGUGCUUUAAAUGCCCUGGAGAUGUCGGCAGCUGGUGCUCCAAUCACGGGGAGUGUCAAGAUGGUAACCAUGGCAAUGGGGAGUGCCGUUGCUAUGAGGGUUUCCAUGGCACCGCAUGUGAGGACUGUGAGCCGGGAAGAUUCGGAGUCAACUGCUCCUCCAAGUGUGUCUGUGACCAUGGGAAGUGUGAGGACGGUCUGGCAGGAAGUGGCAGGUGUGUGUGUUAUAAAGGUUGGAAAGGAGUGUCCUGCUCUUUCGAGAUCAAGGACGACGCGUGUGGUGGUGUGUGUGAUGAGAAUGCCAACUGUGUAACGGGGCCAAAAGGCACAGCUGCUGCUUGUGUGUGUGCAGCUGGAUAUGAAGGCAAUGGAACCCACUGCAAAGAGCUGGAUUUGUGCAGCAGGUCUAAUGGUGGAUGCUCACAGCUUGCUGUCUGUAUGCAAAUAUCAGCAGGAGAGAGGACCUGUACCUGUAGAAAGGACUACACUGGAGAUGGUGUCAUCUGUCUUGAGAUAGAUGGCUGUCUGGUCAACAAUGGAGGCUGCCACAAGUCUGCAGACUGCAUCAGAGCAGGCCCCAACAUUACAUCCUGCAUGUGUCAGAUGGGCUUUCAAGGUUCAGGAAGAUUCUGUUAUCCUGCCAACCCCUGCAGAUUUAAUAACGGUGGCUGCAGUAAGUAUGCUAGGUGUGAGUACAGGGGUCAGGGCCAAAAGAACUGCACCUGCUUCAGCGGCCACAUCGGUGAUGGCUAUGAUUGCAGGGGACAGGUCUACCAAGAAGUGUCCCGACAGACAGAGAACCAAUUCCUCCAAAUAAUGUUGCAGCUAUCGCAAACUAAUAUUCAAUUUGGUGAUGGACCAUUGACUGUCUUUGUUCCUGUAUCAGAAACCAACAACAUGUCCACUGUUUAUGAAUGGAGGUCAUCUGGUCGUCUCAAUGACCUGGUCUUUAACCAUAUUGUCUCCUGUGAGCGUUUGUCCUUUAAUGAUCUAAAAACAGCUGGGAGUGCUGUUUCCUUGUUGGGACACAUGCUGCACUUCAGCUUUCAACAGGGUUCAGUCUGGGUCAACAACCGAUCAAGGAUUGUGAAGAGUGAUUAUACAGCAUCCAAUGGAUUCAUUCACCACAUUGACACACUAUUGACACCCUACAGGCUGCAGGACAGACCACGCCUCAAUUCUGACAGGAUGAACUUCACAUCAGCAGCUACGUUUUAUGGCUACAGCCGCUUCUACAAACUCUUGGAGGAUGCAGGGUUACUCCCUAUGGUCCAGAUGCCCAUCCACCAGCCGUUCACCAUGUUCUGGCCCACAGACGCAGCCAUUGACUCCCUGCCUGCUGAAAGACAGCGUUGGCUCUCUAGCCCUGACCAUCAAGAACAACUGGCUUCUACAGUGAAGGCUCAUAUAAUACGCAACACAAGGGUGAUGGGUGUCAGUAAGCCAAGUACUUUCAGGACAUCCCGCACCAUGCACGGAUCCACCCUCACGUACAGUUGUGACAAGGCCUUGGUGGGGGCUAUCGUGAUUAAUGACAAUGCAGCCAAGGUUGUGGAGCGCUACAUGAACUUCAAAGAGGGCAUGGCUUAUGGCAUCGACCAAUUGCUGGAGCCACCUGGCCUGGGAGCACACUGUGACGGCAUCGAAAACAAAACAACAAAUGGGCGCUGUGGAAAUUGCCCCGUCCCUCCAGCAUGCUCCUCUCGUCACGUUGACACGGGGACGACAGUGCCUUGUACGAAAUAUCGCUCCAGAAGCUACCCUCGUUGGGGUCUUUCGAGUCGCUUUGACAGAAUGGGGUGCAAGAGAGUAUGUCUAUUUCCUUCCUGGACCCAGAAGUGCUGCAAAAACCACUACAGCCGAGACUGUCAUGUCUGUCCAGGUGGUGUGGAGGCGCCCUGUAGCAACCACGGGACCUGUUAUGAUGGUCGGGAAGGUUCAGGAAGCUGCAGGUGCUUCACAGGCUUUAGAGGAACUGCUUGUGAUCGGUGUGACACUGGCUUCUAUGGAACAAACUGCACAGUCUGUGGCUGUGGGAAGAAGGGAAGGUGUGAUGAUGGCAUUGACGGCUCUGGACAGUGCGUGUGUAAUCUGGGCUGGGAGGGCAAUCACUGCCAGAAUAAAAUUGGCUCGAUCCCAAAGGAGUGCCGGCAGUGCCAUGCACAGGCGGACUGUGUGCAAGGUGUUGGGUGUGUGUGCAAAACUGGGUUUCAGGGAAAUGGCACAUUCUGCAGUCCAGUGCCACCUCCAGACCUCUGCGCUGAGUAUAACGGCGGCUGUGACCAGAACGCAGACUGUAACCAGACUGGAAUGGUUGUCAACUGCACCUGUCACAGUGAUUACAAAGGAGACGGUUACUCCUGCGAGCCCAUCAACAGGUGUGUCGAGGAGCCAAAUGGUGGCUGCAGUGACUUUGCCUCCUGCAAGUUCACCGGUCCAAAUGAGCAUGAGUGUGAGUGCCUGCCGGGGUACGUGGGUAAUGGGGUCCAGUGUUUAGAGAAGUUGGUGCCACCUGUUGAUCGUUGCCUGGAAAGCAAUGGAGAUUGCGACCCAGUGGCUAUCUGCAAGGACCUCCAUUAUCAUGCCAAAACAGCUGGAGUGUUCCACCUGCGCUCUACAGAGGGAAAGUACAAGAUGAACUACAGUCAAGCCAAUGCCGCCUGCCAGGCUGAGGGUGCCACACUGGUCACUUUUAAACAACUGGGAGACGCACAGCAGCUGGGGAUGCAUCUGUGCGCGGCUGGCUGGAUCGAGGGAGGGAGGGUGGGUUACCCGACACGCUUCCCUUCAGUCAAAUGUGGAGACAACCACGUGGGUCUGGUUAUGUACAAAGAACCCGUGGACCAGAGCAGCAAGUAUGACACCUACUGCUACAGGCUCACAGAUGUGUCGUGUACGUGUCCUGCUGGUUAUGUUGGAGACGGGGACUUCUGUAACGGUGUUCUGACAGAUGUCCUUGCAACGUAUAGUAACUUCUCCAUCUUUUACAAGUUGCUGUUGGAUUAUAGUGACUCAACCUCGGACGGCCAAAAGCUUGUUGAAUUUCUGUCUCACAGGACGUCUGAGGUCACGCUGUUUGUUCCACAUAAUGCUGGCUUCGCCCCUCACCAGACGCUGUCUGGUCGGGAUCUAGAGUAUCACAUUUCAUCCAAUCACAGCAGACAUCUUUUCAAGGAUCUGAGACAUAAAGAAGCAAUCGCAUCGAGGCUUGGGUUCAACCUGACUGUGACCCAUGGCAACAACGAGAGCUUUAAAUUGGUGAACAAGCAGCUGCUGUUGGACUGGGACAUUCCUGCCAUAAACGGGAUUAUUCAUGUCAUUGAGGGCCCACUGACUGCACCCCCGCCACCAAUCUCCCAUGAUGCUUCCAGAGGCCACGCCCACUCCAGUGGCACAGCAGCAGCCAUCUUGGUGUCGACAUUGCUGGCAUGUGUGUUGGGUGCACUUGGCUAUUACGUCUUUAAACACAAGACCGAUGCCUUCCGCUUCCACUACUUCAGAAAUGAGGAUGAAAAUGGUGCAGCAGGCAGCAGAACCAAACCCACUCUGGUCUCAAUCCCCAAUCCUUUGUACAGUGGCUCCAGGGCCUUCAGGGAGCCAUUUGGGGAUAAUAGUCAGGGGGUGGAGUCAACACAACCAGAAGAAUCUCCAAACAUUCUGGAUCUGGACCAGUAAAACCAGCUGUAACUCAACAACUGGAUCUGUUUACAAAUCACAAUGACCUAUUGGCAAUAUCAUUGUUCAGCUUUUUGCAGUUAACCUACAGUAUGUCCAAAUAAGAAAUAAAAGUUGUCUGUUUACUUAACCCAGUAAGGAAACUCAAAUCAAUUUGUAUUGAUGAAAUCAUUCUGUGUAAUGUGAAAUAUCCAGCUGUGAGUCCACCAAAGAAAUAUCACCAACUCUGCAGCUCUCUGAUGAUUUUCAGGCUCUUUUAGAUCCUCGUUUUUUUGUAUGGUCCCAUCUCAGCUUGCACCUGUUUUCGGAGAAGUGGCUUUUCCACAAAAGCCCUCUAUGCACUACCUGUUUAGCAGUAAACCGACACAGAGAUUAUAUGAAUAAAGGCAAUCUUUUCACAGCUAA
Molecule: messenger RNA, 8841 nt
Organism: Solea solea (common sole)
Lineage: Eukaryota; Metazoa; Chordata; Actinopteri; Pleuronectiformes; Soleidae
Gene: stab1
Product: stabilin 1
Exons: 71
Coding region: 694-8436 (2580 amino acids)
Biological process (GO): cell adhesion
Molecular function (GO): calcium ion binding; hyaluronic acid binding
Source: RefSeq, a predicted model, not a curated record